Messenger RNA from Coccidioides posadasii C735 delta SOWgp, 2226 nucleotides. RefSeq lists its product as uncharacterized. The record is from RefSeq and is a predicted model, not a curated record. NCBI's taxonomy places the organism in Eukaryota, Fungi, Ascomycota, Eurotiomycetes, Onygenales, Onygenaceae.
AUGGAUCAGUCCAAAAUCAAGUGCUGCUGUGGCAGACCCGAUUGCGCAUACCUCCAGCACAAUAAUGCUGCUCUCCAGAAUUUAGAAAAGGACGUCGACACAGCGGCUCGACUUGGCCAAGCCCUCCUUGGACGUCAUGAAUCGUACAUGGCCGAAGCGGAAGCCGAUCGUGCGAGAAUGGCUGCCACUAUCGAUAAUUUAGAGAAACAAAAGCGAGAGGUGCAGGCGGAAAAUGCAAAAAUCAUACAGGAGAAUAAAGACCUUUUAGAGGACUUGGAGGGGCUGAAUAACGUAAUAUCUGAGUCGGAUGCGCAUAUCAAAGUCUUGAGUACCUCCUUAGAAACUGCCCAGCUCGAGGUCCGACGAUUGACAGCGGCCGCGUCUCGAGCUGCUCUCCUCGAAGCGCAGCUGAAUGAGAUGGAAAAUGAUCAGGCACGGUUGGAACAAUCUCUCGCCAUCACCCAGGAGAAUGAACGGUCAGCUAUUCAACGCUGGCGAAAAGCAGAGAUUACGCUUAGAGAUCUGCAUGAACAGGUAGAUCGAAUUGAAAAGGAAUCAAGAGAGGAGCGAGAAAGACAUGUGGAGCUAUUAGGUCGAAUGGAGCGAAAGAGAUCAGUGGAAAGAGAAUUACAUGCUGCUGCAGGGAGACUCAAGGGCGCUGCUGCAGCGGCCUCUUUGGGGCGGAACAAGAACGGAACGAAUGUUGUCUCUCACUUUGUUAAGGAUAUCCUUCAAGACAAUGCGAAUCUCCAGUUGAACAUUGUGGAGCUGAAGGAACUGCUCCAGAGUUCAGAUGAGGAGGUUCGAAAUUUGAGGGAGCAGCUUCUCGUCCAUCAGCCACUGGUUGGGGAUCCAGAUGGUCCAAAUUUCCACAGUGGCAGUUUGUUCCUGAGCGAAGAGCUGCAGAAUGUUCAGUCUGCUCCUCAAGAAUUUCACAUUCACCACCAUUACCAUACCGCUGUCCCAGUUUCAGCUUCACGCAAAGAUCGAUCCCAGCCGGCAGCACAUCGUCGACAACGAAGAAGGAAAGCUCUCUUCCCGCCUACGCUCCUCGAGUCUCCAACGAAAGAAUCCAGCGAGAGUCCUCUGAGCGUCCACGAUACUAUUGACACCGCUUCCCCAGCUUCUACAUUUCAAACAUCACCAUCCUCCCGCACCAAUCGCUGGGUAGACCAAACACCUGGUCCAACGUUUCCUUCUGCCCCGAGUUCCCCCGCAUCUGCAUAUAAAGCGGCGUCUAUUUUUGAUCGUUCCGACCUGGGAUUCGAUUCAUCUCGCCCGACUAGCCCUGAAAGUGGGUUUACUUCUCCUCUCGUGAGAGCAUCGCAUCGGAAAGGGCCAUCCGACACUUCAAUCCGAUCUGUUCUUGAAGACGGAUGGCUAGACAAUGUACCGUCGACACCCGCGAUCGUGAAACAUUCACAAAAUCCAAGGUCAUUGAGUAAAGUUAAUAUCUUUGCUGAGGCUGAUGGCACUGCUGGCGGAAGCAACGCCUGCUCGCUCUCUGGACUUCCAAUCCCGGAAGAACACGACGACAAUGAAGCCUCAACCUCAUAUCAUCAUUCUGGCGACCAGAUUGUUGUGCCGCUGCGAUCUCCCCAGUUGCGUCGAUCCACGUCUCACGAGAGCCUUUUGUCAAUUUCAGGGAUGGAUAUUCACCUGACAAGUAACUACUCAGCCAGCUCCACCCCGACAUUUGUACCAAGGACUCCCAGACGUAUCGCAUCAGCCGGAACAAUAUUCUCAUCAACUACCCCUGUCAUCUCUCGGACGAACGUAACCAUUCCUAGAGUUUCAAUCAGCAAAGAUAAAUCUCCCCUUUCUCUCUUGUCGUCCGUCGCUUCUGCAGCAAAUCCCACCACGAGCGCCACUCCGGUUGCGCAAGAGAUUCUUUCUGAGUCGAGCACUCCACAGGAUUCCCAAUCCAAAAGCAUUAAACGUCGCAUGGGAGGCUGGGUUUUGGGAAAAUGGACCUCAACGCCGCCAAAGUACAUAAAGCCGAAAUCAACGACCACUCCAGAGACCUCUAGUUCUACCUCGCAUUCGUCUCUCCCUUCUACAACGGACGAAGACGUUGCGAAAUCAUUACCACCAGUAUUAUUCAGGCCACCAGGUGUAAAUCAGAGCGGACCUAUUUUUGGCUUGCGUCCUCCUGACAAGGCGCCAACUUCAGUACACCCAGAACACCUCGAUGAGACCUUAUUACAUGAAGCUUUGGCAGAGUAG